Molecule: messenger RNA, 753 nt
Organism: Aureobasidium melanogenum CBS 110374
Lineage: Eukaryota; Fungi; Ascomycota; Dothideomycetes; Dothideales; Saccotheciaceae
Exons: 1
Coding region: 1-753 (250 amino acids)
Source: RefSeq, a predicted model, not a curated record
AUGAAGAACUCUGUUUACGCUACUGCCGCCCUGGUGGCCGCCGCUGCUGCCCAGUCUGUUGGAAGCGCUGUUGUUGUCAACAAGUGCAGCUACGAUGUUACUCUGGCCAACGUUCCCUCUGCCGAUGGUGGUUACUCUGAGGUCGACAAGACUCUGUCUCCUUCCGACAGCUACACCCAGCAGUGGACCGAGCUCUCCAACGGCAACGGCUGGUCCAUCAAGCUCUCCAACAGCACUUCCCUUACCAACAUUCUCCAGUACGAGUACACCUUCCAGAACGAUGGAACUAUCUGGUACGACCUGAGCGAGGUUAACGGCAACCCCUGGGACGGAGACUGGGAGAUCACUUCCAACACUGCUUCCUGCACUCCCAAGCAGCAGGCUUACCGCUACGCCACUGACGAUGCCUACGGCAUGCAGGCUUGCCCUUCUGACGCUACCAUCACUGUCACUCUCUGCUCUGGCGAUGACGACAAUGACAGCGCUGCUUCGUCUGCAUCCUCUUCCGUCGCAGUCGAGUCUACCUCCAGCCACUCCACUUUCUCGACCACUGUUGCCGCUCCCAGCACCGUCGGCGCUUCUGCCACCACUCUCCAGACCUCUGUCAUUACCUCGGCUGCCACCACCUCUAGCAACGGUGCUGUUGUGACCGUCACCCAGACUGCUUACACCACCUACUGGGAUGGCCACCACUGGGGCCGUCCUGUCAAGCGCGAUGGCCACCAGCACCGCCGCCACCCUCACGGCAACUAG